AUGUUGAGCACUUGGGUGAACUGGCUAUGUGUCAGUUCUUUGGCAUACGCACUUCCCGUCGCCGAUCGCUCUGAUGUCAAAUUCUCGCGCCUGAUUGUUUUUGGCGAUAGUUUCAGCGACAAUGGAAAUGGUUCGUGGGUAGCCAGCAAGGGAUCCUGGCCGGCAGACCCGGCCUAUUACGGCCAUUCAUUCUCGAAUGGACCUAAAUGGAAUGAUGUAGUGGCGAAGGAUCUUGACCUCAAGCUUAUCAAUCUUGCAGCUGGUGGAGCGACGGCCAACAACGAUUUCGUCGCUGGAGGCACAGGCGCUGACUCGACUAUCGCUGUUCCAUCGGCUGCAGACCAGGUCUCUUCAUUCUUGACCCGGGAUAAGCCUCAGCUUGGAGACAUCUUCGUCCACUGGAUCGGCGCCAAUGAUAUCCUCUUCAAUACCAGCAUUACAGGCGGACAGGUCACUAGCUUGGUCAAUGAGAACGUCAAUCGGUUAUAUCAAGCCGGCGCAAAGAAUAUCAUUCUGGCAAACUACCUCAAGAUCACAUCCUUCCCGGCAACAUACAACUCUUCUGAUUACAACAUCCCUAGUGUAGAAGUCUACAACACCGAUCUGACCCAGGGAUUGAAGAACAUCGCUGCUGCAUAUUCAGCAUAUGCGAAGACUGCCGUGGUAGACGUAGGAGGUUUAUUCCAGGCCAUCACCUCCAACCCGCAAGCCUAUGGUAUCAAGAAGCAAUAUGUGAACCCGCCUACAGCUUGUCUCACAGGUGUCUACACGAGCGAGGGUGUCCCAAGGCACUUGUGCAGUGACCCUGAGAAACACAUAUUCUUUGACUCAUAUCAUCCUGUAAAGGAGGUUCACGCGCUCAUCGCAGGUCUGUUUGAGAGAGCGAUUCACGAUUUGGCUUAA
Messenger RNA from Fusarium sp. VM40, 903 nucleotides. NCBI's taxonomy places the organism in Eukaryota, Fungi, Ascomycota, Sordariomycetes, Hypocreales, Nectriaceae. The record is from the annotation of a GenBank genome assembly.